GAUCCGUAUACUUAUAUUCGCUCUUUGAUACUAUUCCCAGCGUUUUUAGAUUGGCUGUUUCGGCCGUACCGCUUUUGACUAUAGAUUUUGGAGCAAUCAGUGUCAAGUUAUUGAGGAAACCGUUCCGGUGAGCACUUCGCGCACGGCACCCAAUGAGCCAUGGGUCAAUCAAAACGCCCUUUCAAAAACAAGGAAGAGAAAAAGAGUAGAGGCUUUGGGCGAUCGAGACAUGAUGACGCGGGCGCUGGCGGCAGGCCUCAAGUUAAAAAGGCCGUGUUCGAGAGCACGAAGAAAAAGGAAAUCGGUGUCUCAGAUCUAACACUGCUCAGUAAAGUCUCCAAUGAGGCUAUCAAUGAGAACUUGAAGAAGCGCUUUGAGCACGGCGAGAUUUAUACAUACAUUGGACAUGUGCUGGUCUCUGUCAAUCCGUUCCGGGACUUGGGUAUCUAUACCGAUAAGGUCCUCGAAUCGUACCGGGGGAAGAACCGGCUCGAAGUUCCUCCACACGUCUUUGCAGUGGCCGAAGCCGGAUAUUAUAAUAUGAAAGCAUAUAAAGAAAACCAAUGCGUCAUUAUUUCUGGGGAAUCAGGAGCUGGGAAAACGGAAGCCGCAAAGCGUCUUAUGCAGUAUAUCGCAAACGUGUCCGGCGGCACAGAUUCUUCGAUUCAACAGACAAAGGACAUGGUUCUUGCCACAAAUCCACUCCUCGAAUCCUUUGGAAACGCGAAGACUCUGCGAAAUAAUAAUUCCUCAAGAUUCGGAAAAUACCUGGAGCUGCAGUUCAACUCGGUCGGAGAACCGGUCGGCGCGACCAUUACAAACUAUCUUCUCGAGAAGUCUAGAGUUGUGGGCCAGAUAAAGAAUGAACGAAAUUUCCACAUAUUCUAUCAGUUUACUAAAGCUGCCCCGCAAUCCUACAGAGAUGCUUUCGGUAUCCAGCAGCCCCAGUCGUAUGUAUAUACCAGCCGCUCACAAUGCUUCGACGUUGCCGGGAUGAAUGAUGCCGCAGACUUCAAUGACACAAUAGAGGCAAUGAGAAUUAUUGGUCUUCGUCAAGCUGAGCAAGAUAAUAUCUUUCGCGUCCUAUCCGCUAUAUUGUGGUUAGGAAAUAUGCAAUUCCAAGAAGAUGAUCAUUCUAAUGCUUCCAUAAAUGAUCAAUCCAUUAUCGAUUUUGUUGCGUAUCUGUUAGAAGUGGAUGCUGAGGGAGUGCAGAAAGCGCUAACCCAAAGAAUUGUCGAGACAGCGCGAGGUGGGCGAAGAGGCUCGAUAUAUGAGGUUCCCCUAAACACAGUACAGGCUACUGCAGUACGGGAUGCUCUAGCAAAGGCCCUUUACUUCAAUUUAUUCGACUGGAUCGUCCAGCGAGUCAAUGCAUCGUUGACCGCAAAAGGCACCGUGACAAACACGAUCGGUAUUUUAGAUAUUUACGGGUUCGAAAUCUUUGAACGAAAUUCAUUCGAACAACUCUGCAUUAACUAUGUCAACGAAAAGCUACAACAGAUUUUUAUUCAGUUAACCUUGAAAACUGAGCAGGAGGAAUAUGCUCGAGAGCAGAUCAAGUGGACGCCAAUCAAAUACUUCGACAACAAAGUUGUUUGCCAGUUGAUCGAAGACAAGAGACCGCCUGGUGUCUUUGCAGCGCUGAAUGAUGCCUGUGCGACCGCCCAUGCCGAUUCAGGGGCGGCUGACCAGACCUUCGUUGGAAGACUAAACUUUUUGUCUCAAAAUCCUAACUUUGAGUCCCGGCAGGGUCAAUUUAUCGUCAAACAUUAUGCCGGAGAUGUUGCCUAUGCUGUGGAGGGAAUGACAGAUAAAAAUAAAGACCAGCUCCUCAAAGAUCUUCUGAAUCUCGUUAAUUCUAGCACCAAUAGCUUUUUGCAUACACUUUUCCCGAACCGAGUGAAUCAAGAUGAUAAACGUCGGCCUCCGACCGCAGGAGACAAGAUUAAGGCAUCUGCUAACGAUCUCGUCACAACGUUGGCGAAAGCGCAACCCUCUUAUAUUCGAACAAUCAAACCAAACGAUAACAAGUCCCCGUCUGAGUACAACGUUGCAAACGUGAUCCAUCAAAUUAAAUAUCUCGGUUUACAAGAGAAUGUUCGAAUUCGAAGAGCAGGGUUUGCUUAUCGUCAAACGUUCGAAAAGUUUGUUGAGCGGUUCUAUCUUCUUUCUCCGAAGACAUCGUAUGCCGGGGAGUAUACUUGGACAGGCGAUGCCGAAUCCGGUGCCCGCCAGAUCUUAAAGGAUACCAGCAUUCCUCCAGAAGAAUAUCAAAUGGGUGUUACGAAAGCGUUUAUCAAGACUCCCGAAACACUUUUCGCACUGGAGCAUAUGCGAGAUCGAUAUUGGCAUAACAUGGCUACAAGAAUUCAACGGGCUUGGCGUAACUAUCUGAGAUACCGGACCGAGUGCGCCAUCCGCAUUCAACGAUUCUGGAGAAGAGUUACAGGGGGGCUUGAAUUCAUCAAACUGCGUGAUCAGGGUCAUAAAAUUCUAGGUGGUAGGAAGGAGCGCCGAAGAUAUAGUCUAGUUGGCUCGAGGAGGUUCCUAGGCGAUUAUCUCGGAAUUAGUAACGCCGGUGAUAUGGGGGACGUCAUUAAGAGCUCGAUCAAUAUUAGCAGUGGGGAAAAUGUCUUAUAUUCGUGUCGAUGCGAACUCUUGGUGACUAAAUUUGGUCGCUCAAGCAAACCUUCACCUCGUCUAUUAAUACUGACUUCCCGCAAUGUGUACGUUGUUGUGCAAAAGUUUGUGAAUAAUCAACUUAGCAUAUUGGCGGAGCGCAUGAUUCCAAUCGGCGCCAUCAAGUUCGUCAGCACCUCAAAUCUGAAGGAUGACUGGUUCUCCAUUGGGGUUGGGGCUCAACAGGAACCUGAUCCUCUCAUCAGCUGCGUCUUCAAGACGGAAUUCUUUACCUACCUCACAAAUGCACUCCGAGGCCAGCUUAGUUUGCGAAUUGGAGAAACCAUCGAGUAUAACAAGAAACCAGGCAAGCUGGCUGUCGUAAAGGCAGUUAAGGAUCCUGCAGUACCUCGUGAUGAUGUCUACAAGAGUGGCACGAUUCGUACUGGUCCGGGAGAACCGGCGAAUUCGGUUUCCAAACCUACGCCGAGACCAAAACAGGUCCCCGGUAAACCAAUAACCAAGGGCAAAUUGUUGCGACCUGGUGGCCCAGGAGGUGGGCCGUCCAAGCUUGCACCACGGCCCAAACCAGUUGCUCAAAAUCUCCCUGAAAAUCCGCGGGCAGCGAAGCAGCCUGCUGGUGAGAAGUUUAAACCGGUAGCACAAUCCGUUACUGCAGUCGCUGCAGCACAUGCUCGAACUAACUCAGGCUCCCAAAAUCGACCUCCCCCUCCGCCCCCACCGACCCAGCCUCCCACCCCGAAGAAAGAUACUGCCAAAGCCCUCUAUGACUUUGACAGCGGCAGAUCGAAUGAAUUACCGCUUCGAAAAGGUGAAAUUGUGCAGGUGGUUACGAAAGAGAGCAACGGUUGGUGGUUGUGUAUGAAUCUAGAGACAUCAGCCCAGGGAUGGGCUCCCGAGGCCUAUCUUGAGCCAAUAGUAGCUAAAACUCCAUCACUUCCUCCGCCACCACCUAGUCUUCCACCACAGUCAAAGUCUGCCGUAUCGAAUACAUUACCCAAUGGACCAUCACGCGUCAACGGUGCAGCUGCGAAGGCCAAACCGGCUCCUCCGACUCCUCCAUUUAAACGUCCAGAUAUAAAUCGCAAAGCAGCCCCUGCCGCAGCCCUUCGAGACAGCGCAGUAAGCAUGAAUUCGCAUGAGUCGCCGGCUGGUAGUGGUCGCGCCACUCCAAGCAGUCUAAGCAAUGCGAGCAUUGCGGGUGGUCUUGCAGAAGCCCUGAGGGCCAGGCAAAGCGCUAUGCAAGGAAAAGAGCAAGAUGAUGAUGAUUGGUAGCUGGUCUUCGAUAUCAACGUUCCGGAGAGGGCUUCUAUUUGGGAUUUUGAUUCACAUAUUGCGGUUUCCUGGAGGGUCAUGCUGGCCGGUGCAUAUUUUCAUUGAGUUAUUCGGCUUUUUUCCUUCCUAUCAUUUACCUUUCUUGUAGCUUUUCAAAGAUUUCAAUUUCGACUCUGUGUGUGGUUUUGCUGAACAUUUUAGAGUUAUCUUGUAUAUUCCCUCUUCCCCUUUCCGCGUGCGGAUUUGAGGCCUUUUAGUUUCUCUUGCUGUCUGCGCACCACCGGUUUACCUCCACGCCCUAGACGGAGCUGGUCCGCGGAACUGUUAGACAGCUCUGUUCUCUCUCCAACUCCUCCAAAAAAAAAAGAGAAGAAACUUGCUUCCAAACAACUCCCCAGAUUUACAUACAGUUAGAAUAUGUUUACUCAGAACUGUCAAUAGAAGCUACUGAUCUUUAUUUUC
This is a messenger RNA of Coccidioides posadasii C735 delta SOWgp, 4377 nucleotides long. It is a transcript of the gene MYO1, whose product is annotated as class II myosin. The record is from RefSeq and is a predicted model, not a curated record. NCBI's taxonomy places the organism in Eukaryota, Fungi, Ascomycota, Eurotiomycetes, Onygenales, Onygenaceae. Gene Ontology annotation, molecular function: actin filament binding; microfilament motor activity; ATP binding. Gene Ontology annotation, cellular component: actin cortical patch; cell tip; vesicle. Gene Ontology annotation, biological process: actin filament organization; endocytosis; vesicle transport along actin filament.